Eutrema salsugineum is the source of this 534-nucleotide messenger RNA. RefSeq lists its product as uncharacterized. The transcript has a single exon. The coding region runs from base 1 to 534 and encodes 177 amino acids. The record is from RefSeq and is a predicted model, not a curated record. Lineage: Eukaryota; Viridiplantae; Streptophyta; Magnoliopsida; Brassicales; Brassicaceae. Gene Ontology annotation, molecular function: protein binding.
AUGAGAUGCACAAUAACAUACUACAACCUAGAGAAAAAAAUCACAUCAAACGAAGUAAGCCAAAAAAUAAUCUUAACUUCUUCCUCUUUUUUCUUUUCUUUAUAUUUGAUCAUAAAUAGCUUAUCUUUUCAUAUCCUCGACGAGAUUCUUUUCAAAUUGGAUCCCAAAUCUCUGGUAAUAAUGCAAUGCACAGAGAGAUCUAUCAGAUCACACAUAUCCAACGAUUCGUAUUUCAAAUCACUUGAUUGGGAAUUUUAUCGGUUUAAUCAGUCUUUGUUGCCCUCUCCGAUGGAAUUAAAUGAGAAGGUGGACGUCAUGACGAUGGUUCAUGAUGAUGAACGCUUCUCCUUUCCAAGUGUUACAAUGGAAAUGAUUGAUAAAAUCUCACCAUAUGCUCAGAAUCUGUUGAAGAAGAAAAAUGAAACAGAACUUAGAAAAAGAUUCUUAGUUGAAGAAGAAACAAAACUGGAGGUGCUUUCUUCUUCUAAGUUCCUGAACGUGGUGAGAAUCAACAAAAGAAGAAGAGUGAAGUAG